Moneuplotes crassus is the source of this 856-nucleotide messenger RNA. The record is from the annotation of a GenBank genome assembly. Lineage: Eukaryota; Ciliophora; Spirotrichea; Euplotida; Euplotidae.
UAAUGAUGAAACAGAUAUAAUAUAAAUGAUAUUUGAAUACGAUAUCCCAACAACUGCCCAGGAGCAAACCUCUGGAAGAACACAUUCGAUGGCGGCACAGCUUAUUGAAAACCAACAAAGCCUUAACGCAUUUGUGAACAGUCUGAGAAAUGAGACACUUAAAUUCGAUCCAAUGAAAACCAGUGGAGUCGGCCAGAAUGCUAUAUUGUCAUGUGAACAGCAUCAGUUACAUCAUGAGCACAAGGUGUUUCAGAGCUCUUCUCAGAAGCAUGGAAAGAUGGAUCUUUAUAAAAGUCUGAAUUCCCAGCCGAUAGCUGAAACUGACUCGUGCAUAAAACUUGUAAGCUCAGCACCUGACAAGUCAUGCUCUGAAGAGACUUCACAUCAUAGUGCAGAUAUAAACUGUCUGACUGCUAAUUUUUCAAGCAAAUCUAGUUCAUCAAAGUUGAAGGAAUCACCUCCUUCAGUACCUGAACAUUCAUCAGAAAAAGAAGGAACCAAGGAUGUCAGUGAUACCUUAAAUUACUGAACCUGUGGACUAUCAGAUGAUGAUGCCUUUCUGGUUAACACUCUCUUAGUCAGAAACAACAUCGGCUUCAUGAAAGAAUUAAUGAACUUUAAAUACGAAAUCGUGCAGAAGAAGACCAAGACCGCCAAGACCAAGUACUUCGUAUUUGUCUGCAAGUUCAACGAUACUUGUAACACAAAGUACAGACGCAGCUGGAACUUCCUGGACCACUGCAGAUCUCACUACGGGAUCAGACCUUACCAGUGUGAUGAGUGCGAUCGCAGCUUUACUCAGAAGGGUAACUUGGUCAAGCACAAGAAAACUCACAGGCGUAAUAAUUCUUCAUAA